Molecule: messenger RNA, 2694 nt
Organism: Nicotiana tabacum (common tobacco)
Lineage: Eukaryota; Viridiplantae; Streptophyta; Magnoliopsida; Solanales; Solanaceae
Source: RefSeq, a predicted model, not a curated record
AAGUACUUUUUAAAAACUUGGUCAAACACUAAUUGCUGUUGAAAAGUGCUUUUCAAAUUAACUAAUUAAACACAAAAUGCUCUCACUAAAAGAACUUAUUUGAAAAAUAUUUUUGAUUUCCACCCCCAAGAACUUUGAAGCAGCAGCUCUGUGAGAUAAAUGAUAAUGGAGUAUUCCAAGUCCAAGAAAAAAUCACAGAACAAUCAAAUCAACGUGCAGAAUCAGAAGCUGAAUAUGAAAAUAAGCUCAAGCAAAAAUGGCAGUGGUAUUGCUAGUGUCAUUUUGUUAGGUGGAGCAUUUAUCACAGCUGCUCUGGGUUCUGCAUUCUUGGUUGAAAGAAAGUGCAGGAAAUCAACUCAGAAGAUUACAAAGAAAGAAAAUAAUAAGAAUUCUGAAGAUGGAUCGAGUAAAGGGCUUCAUUUUCUUCUUCCUGAGUCUUCUCCAUGCAUAGAGCAGCAGCAGGUUUCGAGCAAUGGGACUGAGAAGUUGUGUGUCGAUGAUUCCAUCUCCUUGUUCUCCACUCCAUCCUUUAACCAGGAUGAGAAGCCUAAUCUUGGGAUGGAUGAUGAAAAAAGGGACUCCCAAACUGCUAUAGUCUCUGAUCAUCCAAAAGAAGAAGAAAAGUCUCCAUCUUUCGAGAGAUUGACGGUUGACAAGGAAGAAUUGGAGUCAUCAGAGAUCAAGAUUUCAUUGCUGCCUGAUCCUGAUCAAGAACUGAAUAAGGUUACUUUAGAAAGAAUUCAUGUAAUCCAAGGAAAUGAGAAAACUGAGAUGGCCACAAUACUCUACGAGCCAUCUUUGCAAGUAGAUAAUAAAAGAGAAUUUUCGGUUGACAACAAACAUAAUGAUAAAGGAGAACUAAGUGAGCUGCAACAUACUGAUAUGAUUGAAACAGAUAAUUAUGAGGCGGUUCUAAUUCAAGAGCAACAGAACCAAGCUAUUGGUGACCAAGAAAUUUUCAGCCCUGAUGGCUCUUUACCAGAAAGCAGCACCUCUAGUGAACAAGAUUUCUUACCAGUACAGUUAUACAGUGUGCCCCUUUUCGAGCACAAACAGCUGAACUAUGCGCAUGGACAAGCAAAUAAAGCCGUUGAAACUAUUGAGUUAAUGAAGGCAGCUGAUGAAGAUGAGCAUAAAGACCAUAUGCAGAUUACUGAUUUUGAAGAACAAUGUGCUGAUGUAGAAACUCAGAUUGAUCAAAUUGCCAAGAAUUGCAACCUAAAAAUGCAAUGUAAUGAUGAAAAUGAACGUUUCAAGGAGAACGAUCAAGCAAAUUCCUGCAAUGAGAAGGCAACAUCAGAAAACAGCCCCUGCAGCUUGGCAGCCCCUGCAAUCAGAAAUGCAUCAAUAGAUGAUCAACAUUCUGCUGAAGUGGUUCAAGUGAUAAAAGAAACAAAUGCAACGGAUAUCACACCUGGUGGAGAGCAGAGCCUAGAAGCAGAGCAUUCACCUAUCCGGUUUGUUGAGAAACAAAGCUUUGAACGCAAUUAUCAAGGAACUGGUUUAGAGGAAGACAAAGAGACCUCAGAGACGCUAGCUGUGAACAUUGAGGUAGUGGAGAAGGAUCUGGAAGCGCGUAGCAGAGAAGCAGAGGAUGAAGUGGCAGAGAGUGUUUUUGUAGAUAAAGAAGAAGAUGAUGGCUACGAUAACGACAUAGACAAAGAAGAUGUUGCAGAUGACAUCUCGGAAGGAGCAGGAAACUCCUCCGAGCAAUCCAACAUUGAAAAACUUUGGCCAGCUAACUCAAACCAGGAACUUUUAUUGGAGCUCAAAGAGAAGAAGGUGAAAGAAGGAAUGAAAAUUGAAGAUGAUGAGACAUGCUGCAUUUCGAAAAGCACUCAGAAUGAGUUCGACAUAACAAGUUGCCAACAGAGCAAUGAUGGCAAAGAUGAUUCUGCAGUGAAUGUUACUGAGAGGUACCGAACGAAGCUCAUGAACCUGGAUGAUGUAGCUGCAAUCACCAGGGGAAGGAGAGUGCUUUUGGGAGGACUAUUAGCGCUAAUCUGCUACUUGUGCUUAAAAGCAUUCUCCCUUCCUGCAUUAGCGGAUUCAAGAUUUUAAAUCAGGGAACGCAAUAUACUACUGAACUUACUAAGAUAAUAAGUGUCACCAAAUUUGAAUAAUUAAAUAUAUGUAUAAUUGGAUCCCCCAAAGGAAUGGUGCAUGUCUUCAACCGUGAGCUACAAAUAAGAGCACAUUUGUUGCUUUAGGUAAUAAUUUAAGCCUCAAAACUUCGCUGCACUUAUUUUUUUUCUCGGCGAAAAGAAUUCCCUGGAUAUCUAAAAUGCAGGAUAUAGAACCAUAGGAAGUCCACGUUACCGAGACUGUUUGUUCCUUUGACUUGGUCUUUUGUUUUAACCUUAUGCUUAACAUACCCAUCAAAGGAAUAUAAGCUUUAGAACCUUGAUGGAGAAGGGUAUUUUUAAGCAUGCAUCAGUUUUUAUUUGUUGGCAAAACCAGAUUCAGAAUUUAUAUCGCACUGCUGUUUUGUGAUAGUUGAUCCUGGUUCUACUUUAUCUACUCUUGCGGCCUCAGUCCAUAGUUUUAUGCAAAAACAUUAUUGAAUAUUACAUUCUAAACCUAUAAUUUUAAGGAAGCAGUAGGUGUAGUGACAACAGCCUGAACCCGUUAAGUAAAUCUUAGAUCAGCCUCUGCCCAGAAAAGGAGGUCAGCGGGAUUGCGUCAAACCCAUAU